GCUCACGUUUUUUGGGGCCAGAACCGGCGAAGCGCCGGAGAGGCGACCGCUUCGCGGUUUCUCGCCAUGGCCCCACAGGGGAGCAGCCCCAAGCAGCCAGAAUCCGUGCUACCGGAUGAGGAGUGGCAGGAGAGCGCCUUCCGCUAUGCCCCUCCGCAGUUUGAGGACUUGCUGCGGCGCCACGAGGCGAACUUGGCCCACGCCAUGGAGGAUUGGUUCCAACGUUUGGCGGGGAUCAUUGAACCUCUUCAGCCCGCGAAAACAGAAUUGACUGAAGCCUUCUCGCUGGCCGUCAACGGCAAUGGUACGGACUCCACCACCAAUGAGAUCCCCAAGGUCGACGACUCCAACUCCCCAGCGGGGUGGCAGAGCCGGAACAGCUACGUCAUGAACAGCGAGGAGGACCUGGAGAGCGAGAAGAAAUGUUUGCCCCAUUUCUGUCCUCAGCCGAAGGAGGAGGGCGCCUACGUUUGGCAGAUCCGCUUGCGGCGACUUGUUGAAUCCUGGAUGUUCGAAGCCCUCUUCGCCUCGGUGAUUUUCACGAACUCCGCCUUCAUUGCCGUCCAGGUGGAGAUCGCCGCCAGCAACCCAGGACAGCCGCAGAGUGACGCGCUCUUUGCAGUGGCCACAACCUACACCUUCUUGUUCACUCUUGAGCUUCUUCUUCGAUUGGUGGCUCGUCCGUCUGUCAUCUGUGGGGAGGACUGGGCCUGGCUGCUGCUGGAUACUACGGUGGUGCUGACCAGCCUCUUGGAGUUCGCGCUGGAGCUGCCGCUGCAUGCGGAGGGAGAGGCGGGAUCCAAUGGCAUCUUCAGCAACAUGCGGCUUCUUCGGGUGCUGCGCGUGGCAAAGAUCACCAGAGCCCUGAGAAUCAUCAGGGUGGUGAAGUUUGUGCGCUCGCUGAAGUCCCUCCUCUUUUGCAUUGGCCGGACCAUGCGAGCAUUGGCAUGGUCAGGGGUGCUGCUGUUUUUGAUCAUCUUCCUGUUUGGCCUCAUUUUCACCGACAUCAGCACAGAGUUCUUUGCACGCUCUGAGUCCGGAGGUGACACUUCAGACUUCCUCUCCAAGCGCUUCAACUCGCUGGCGAGCUCCAUGCACACCCUCUACGCCUCCAUCACCGGAGGCUUCACCUGGGUGGAGGCCAGAGAUGCCUUCAGCGAGAUCGAUUUGAUGUGGGGUUGGCUGUUUGAAGCCUAUAUUGCCUUCUGCCUCUUCGCGGUUUUGAACGUCAUGACGGGGGUUUUCUGCCACUCAGCGAUCGAAAGCGCAGAGAAAGACCACGAGCUGAAUCUUCAAAUGGUGGCCGCGGAGCGAGCCAAGUACUUCCGAGCGGUGAAGCGCUUGUUCGCGCAGUUGGAUAAAGAUCAGGAUGGAGGCAUCACGGCGAAAGAGUUUGAGAUCGCCUUGGAAAACCCCGCGCUGAUGCACGUCUUCGACGCGCUGGAGCUGAGCGUGGAAGAUGCCUGGGCGCUGUUCCGGACCUUGGACAGCGAUGGAGACUCCCGUGUGGGGCCUCUGGAAUUUCUGGAAGGCUGCUUGCGUCUGAAGGGCGCGGCGAGAUCCAUCGACGUGGUUUGCAUCAAGAGAGACCUGGCCUCCGUGAGCAACAAGCUCGACACGCAGGCGGCAGAGCUGAUGGGGGCUUUGAAGCAGACGCUUCGGCGACUCUCCUAAGGAGCAUCGCCCCUCACGUCCGCGUCCGCGCGCGAAUCGUUUCUGCGCCCAAUUCGGCUGAUUGGCCGAUUGGCCGAAGCACCGAGCCAAGGUGUUUUGUUCGGAGGGGGACA
This is a messenger RNA of Effrenium voratum, 1787 nucleotides long. The record is from the annotation of a GenBank genome assembly. NCBI's taxonomy places the organism in Eukaryota, Dinophyceae, Suessiales, Symbiodiniaceae.